Trichoderma atroviride IMI 206040 is the source of this 2650-nucleotide messenger RNA. RefSeq lists its product as uncharacterized. Gene Ontology annotation, biological process: proteasome-mediated ubiquitin-dependent protein catabolic process. The record is from RefSeq and is a predicted model, not a curated record. Gene Ontology annotation, molecular function: protein binding. NCBI's taxonomy places the organism in Eukaryota, Fungi, Ascomycota, Sordariomycetes, Hypocreales, Hypocreaceae. Gene Ontology annotation, cellular component: GID complex.
AUGGACACGCCUCCCCCGCAGAUCAUAGGCCGACGACGACGACGACCAUCUGCAGAAUCUCAGCCAGAAGACGGGGCCCGUGUUGCCGUUCCUGCUGCGGACGCUGUGUCUGCCGCUGCAGACACAACUACCGGAAGGCAAUCAAAAAGAAGGCGGCGCGGCGGCGCAAUCAUGUCAUCAGACGGGGACAUGGCCGGGGCGUUUAACGGAUCCGGAGCGACGCAGUCAAACGGCUCUUUCGCCGCAUCUACGGCACAUCGAGAUGUAGCAUCCUCAAUCUCCGCCAACGGCAACCGUAAGGCGAAUGUUGUGACAAACGGAUCGUCGAAUGGCGAGAAACGAUCGGCCUCGCACCCUCUUACGUAUUUCGGACACAAUCGAGAGGAAGUCACGCGAAUAUUGAUUCAGGCUCUGACAGACAUGGGCUAUCAGGCGGCAGCCGACAGUGUUGGGCAAGAGAGCGGCUACAGCUUAGAGAAUCCCACCGUCGCGGCGUUCAGAUCGGCUGUGCUUGCUGGCUCCUGGGCAGAGGCCGAAGACCUAUUAAACGGCGCAACGGCGCCAGAUGAAGAAGGCGAGGGAGGAAACGGCCUUGUUCUCACAGCUGGCUCGGACAAGGAUAUAAUGAGAUUCUGGCUGCGGCAGCAGAAGUUCCUGGAGCUACUCGAGCGUGGAGAAACAUCUCGAGCCUUGACAAUACUUCGCAUGGACUUGACGCCCCUCUAUCAAGAUCCGGCCAAACUUCGACUCCUAUCAAGCUUGCUGAUGUGCAGUUCUCCGGGAGAAGUGAUGCAAAAGGCCAACUGGGAUGGCGCCAACGGGCAGUCUCGAAGAAAACUGCUAUCGGAAUUAUCUAAACGCAUAUCACCAUCGGUUAUGCUCCCAGAGAACCGCCUAGCUGUACUUCUUCAGCACGUCAAGCAAAGUCAGAUCGAUACGUGCCUCUACCACACCGCAGCGUCGUCUCCUUCACUGUAUUCCGACCAUCUUUGUGACCGACGGAACUUUCCCUCCGAGGUCGCGCUCGAACUAGGCGACUUUGGAGGAGAAAUCUGGUCUGUCCGAUUUUCUCACGACGGUACUCGCUUAGCUGCCUGUGGUAGUCGAGAGCACGUCAAGAUAUGGGAUACACACACAUUCUCCAUCGUUAAUAUUCUCACAACUGGUGAGCAUACAGACGACAGAAGUAAAGGCAUUUGUGAUAUCUCUUGGAGUCCCGACGACUCCAUGAUUAUGGUCUGCUCUUUUGAUAAACAUGCUCGACUGUGGGAUCCAAAUACUAGCACCCUCAUCAAAGAUUUCAAAAAGUUCGAUGAGCCGGUAAGCGGCUGUGUAUGGGCGCCAGACGGUAGAUCAUUUGUCUUGGGUACCUUGGAUAAACUUCACGGCCUGUGUACCUUCAACGUAUACGACGAUGAGAUGAUCGAAUGGGACAAGAAGCAUAGGGUACAGGACCUUUGUGGAUCUCCCGAUGGGCGCUUGUUGGUGGUAGUAGAUGACUUACAACACAUACACGUCUACGAUGCCAUUACGCGAGAGCUAGAAUACGAUUUAGAACUAAAGACCAGGCCAACGUCGGUCAGCAUCAGUCAGGACUCUCGGCAUCUGUUGGUCAAUAAGAAGGACGGCGAGGCUCAACUCAUCGACCUCACCACCAGGAAUUCCGUUCAGAAGUUUUUGGGGCACACUGGGGGCGAUUAUCUUAUCCGAGCUGCAUUUGGCGGCGCAAGCGAGAGCUUUGUUAUGAGUGGAAGCGAAGACGGAAACAUUCUCAUCUGGCACAAGAACAUUGGGGCCGCCGUCGAGAGGCUGCCCGGCCACCAGCCGCGGUGCAAUGCGGUAGUUUGGAAUCCCACAGAUCCGUGCAUGCUAGCAUCGUGUGGAGAUGACGGCCGUAUCAAAAUUUGGACCAGCAAAGCGCGGAGCGUGGAGCUUCGGGCAAGACAUCCUAGGGGAGGCUCUAACGGAUGGAGGAAUGCGAUUGACGAGUCGUAGGCCGGGAGGCAAACGCUGCGUCCUCCACUCCUACCAAACAAACCCAUUCCCGAACCUCCACCAACACCGCGGCCCGCAACGGCUGUUUUGGGGCCAGAGGUAGGAGAGGGAUCAAGAAUUGUAACAUUACGACCAGAGCGGCCAGCGCGACCAGUGGACAUGACGCGAUUAGUAGAGACAGCAAGGUCUAUUGAACUCUUGUUGUUUCAUUUUCGUCCACGCAGACAUCCCUCAGACUCACCUGGAAUGCACUGAUGUCGACGGUGGAAGUGGCAGGCCCCUGCGCGAACUGCCUUGAAGUAUCAUGAGUUAAAGGGAACAAUGGAUGAGGGGAAAGUAGGGAGCGAUACAGUGCUAUCAUUGAAGCGUCAUGCCCUUGUCAACGUUGAGAGAUGGUGCUAUUUAGACUCAAGUUGCCUCAAGCUCUCGUGUCUUUACCAUACACUUUCGCAUGGGUGUUUAUUCAUUUGUUUAUCUUUAUGCCCUCUCCUUUCUCUCACUAUCAAGCUACUGGGGUGUCCAACGGGAGGCGUUCAAAGAGGUAGCGGUUGGUGUAUAGUGGCUUUUGAUGCCAUGAGCGAUUAAUGUUAGGUAUGUGUAGAAGAAUGGCUUUUGUUUACAUCACACACACUCAAUAAACAAAUCUACACUCUAA